AAUUUGUGUGUGGUUGAGGUUCAGGUUGUACAGAAACACUGUCCACCAAAUAGCGGCUCGUACAACUCACCCAGGCGCAGGUCAUUGUAAAAAAGUGCACCGUCUUCGUGUGCACCCAAAAUGGCGGGAACGCUCCAAACCCUAAGUAUCCGCCCUCCGGUCGCCGGUGCUCCGCCGUUCCGUCUACUUAAUCCAAUAUUUCCGUCGAUUGCGUUCCCCUUUUCAGGUCACAAGGCCCGUAAUUCAUGUUUUCUUUGGAAACGCAGCCCCAUUUCAACAAUUCCAAUUAUCAAAGCCAGUGCACAAUCCCAUCAGGGAAGUGGCGAUGAUAAAAAUGAACUCUCACCAAUUUUGAGUUCCGGAAGACCUUCAAAUUGGACAAAACCAUUGAUGAAUUUUGCAUCUAAUAACUUUCUCCCAUUAGCUCUUGUCUGUGGAGUAGCAUUUGGACUUUCAAAUCCUGGCCUUGGUUGUCUUGCUGACAGAUAUGGAUUGUCUAAAUUUAGCACUUUUGGAAUAUUUAUCAUUUCAGGAUUGACAUUGCGCAGUGAUGAAGUUGGUGCUGCUGCGGAAGCAUGGCCAGUUGGACUUUUUGGGCUUGGUUCAAUUUUAAUAUUCACCCCCUUAUUUUCGAAGAUUAUUUUGCUACUUAAGCUCCAGCCACAAGAGCUUGUCACAGGACUUGCCAUAUUUAGCUGUAUGCCGACAACAUUAUCUAGUGGAGUGGCACUGACUCGGCUAGCUGGAGGGAAUUCUGCCCUUGCCCUUGCAAUGACUCUGAUAUCCAAUCUGUUAGGAAUUCUAAUUAUACCUUUCUCUAUCUCAAAAUUCAUAGCUGCUGGAGUCGGUGUAUCAGUUCCAACUGAGCAGUUGUUCAGAAGCCUUGUUCUGACACUUUUGGUUCCACUUAUUUUGGGAAAGGUUGCACGAGAACUCUCUAAAGGGUUGGCAGACUUUGCGGAUAGAAAUCGUAAGCUUCUGGCUGUGCUCUCUGCAAUCCUCCUGAGUUUGGUCCCAUGGAUGCAAGUCAGUAGAUCAAGGUCACUGCUCUUAAUGGUUAAGCCAGCAGUUUUUCUUGCAGCCAUUGGAAUGGGAUCGCUUCUACAUGCUAUCCUUUUAGCUUUUAAUGCUCUGGCGAUUCAAAGCAUUACCAUCGUUACUGGUGGUAGGAAAUCCGCUUUUGCAAAGAGAGAAAACGCCAGUGCUCUUCUACUAGUUGCAAGCCAGAAAACAUUGCCCGUGAUGGUCGCUGUAGUUGAGCAGCUUGGUGGUGCUUUUGGUGAAUCUGGUUUGUUGGUUCUUCCAUGUGUAGCAGCCCAUUUGAACCAGAUUAUCAUGGACUCCUUUUUAGUGAGUUUUUGGAAUCAAAAGGAGCAUCCAUUUGACAAUGCCAAGAUCGCGUGAAAUUUGCUCUAGACAAUCGUCAUCAAUAGAUGCCAUUGCUGCUACUUGUCCUUCUAACUUCAGAAAAGAAGAGGUUGAUUGAGAGUAGGAUCUUUUCAUUAUUAUGAGCAUAGGGAAAACACUAAAGAUUCAUGAAUAUAAGCAGAACCCUUUACAUGUUUGUGAUUUGUAAAAAGAUAGCUAUGGUUCAUUAACGCACAAAGUUGCACAAUCUUGUGAUUUUUUGGCUUGGAAUCUCUCUAUAACUUGGCCAGAUUCGAUGAAUAAUUAUGACAUUUCACUUUUUUGGAAAGAAAUUUUUAUUUUCGAUUGCUGGAUUA
Molecule: messenger RNA, 1724 nt
Organism: Olea europaea var. sylvestris
Lineage: Eukaryota; Viridiplantae; Streptophyta; Magnoliopsida; Lamiales; Oleaceae
Product: probable sodium/metabolite cotransporter BASS4, chloroplastic
Exons: 14
Coding region: 121-1404 (427 amino acids)
Cellular component (GO): chloroplast envelope
Source: RefSeq, a predicted model, not a curated record